CCCGGAGCAAAGCCAUCAGAUACACUGCCCCCCUGCAUCCCCGUCCCCAGAGCAUCUUUGAGGGUGUGGGUUGCCCUCAUCCAGGCCUCGUCCUGGAUACUAACAGCCUCCCUGAAUGCUCCGCAGAGGGGGAAUGCUGCGGUAGCUGCUCACCGUCUUCUGAAGUCCCCAAUAUACAGACUGUGCCCACUGUGGAAGAGCCAGUCUUCUCCAUAGUGGAUCUGUGCCAAGAUGGAGAAGAAGACAGCUAUCUGACAGCAAAUGAAGGAGUGAUGGAGGAGCUAAGUGGCCAGGAUUCAAAUUCUGAAGAUUUGAAAAGGAAGGAACGAAUGCCUUUCCAGAUCUUCCCUGACCCGGUUGACGUAGUCCUUGACCCAGAGACAUCUUUGAACAACUUGGCUCAAAACCACCAGAGGGAGCGUCUGCCCUCCAUUGUUGUCGAGCCUACUGAGGUGAGCGAGGUGGAGAGCGGAGAACUACGCUGGCCUCCGGAAAACAUGGACAUGGAUGAGGACGAGGAAGACCUCUUCUUGGAGCAGUGCAUCCCCCCAGCCAACAUUGCUGACUGGGGAGAGGAGGAGGAGGAGGAGGAUGAUAGAACAUCUGUUAUUUUGAGCCAACAUCAAGGAUUAACACUUAUUGAUCUACAGUCAGAUGCGUUUCGUGAUGACACCCCCACCCUUCCACCAAACUGUGUUCCGGCCCUCAACCGCAACCUCUGAAGACCCCGUGAGGAAACAGUAAUACGUUGACACUGACAAUAAAAGAUUAUGCUUGUGAGCUGAAAGCCUAAAUGGCAGUGCUGAAAGAGGAAAAUAUGUUUAAGCGUUGAUAAACAGCCAGUGAAUCUCACAAGGACGCCAUAAAUGGGCAUGUCUGCUCACUUGGCAAUACGCUGCUGAAGAUAAUCUCAGCAGCACACAUUGUUUAAUGAGGCAAACAUUUACAGAACUUUACCGUGUUUGAGUUUUCCCCUGAAACUUUUAGUCCUCUUUGCUUUUUGUGUAAUUUCCCGAAUAUCCACUUUUGAAGGUCAGUGUGUAAUAAUGCUAUUACUGUACAUACAUGGCUUUGCACAUUAUGUUGUUACUUUUUCUCUGCUUUCUAAAAGAUUAUUAGCUUCAUUAAUUCUUUUCAACCCACUGGUGACUUCUGUUGAGAGAUUAUACUGUAUUUCUAUUUAUUACUUGUUAGCUAGUCCUGUCAUUUAUGAGAUCAAAUAUUCCAACAUGAAAACUUUUUAAGAACUCAUUCUAUUUUGGAUGCAAAAAGGCAGCUCUUGUUUAUGGAGCAAUUCAGAGAAACUGAUAACUACAUUUUGAUGGAUUUUAAUUUAUUUGUGUUUUUGUCUGUCUAAAUUGACCUCUGAAAAUAAUGCACAUACAGUAUGAAUUUGCCACUGAAUAAAAAAUCUUUGUUAAAAUAUUUUCCAUUGCCACAUUCAAUAAAAACUCAAAUUCAAUCAAGUACGAUAAAAGUUAA
Corythoichthys intestinalis (scribbled pipefish) is the source of this 1482-nucleotide messenger RNA. RefSeq names its product LBH regulator of WNT signaling pathway, like (gene lbhl). Lineage: Eukaryota; Metazoa; Chordata; Actinopteri; Syngnathiformes; Syngnathidae. Bases 273 to 722 code for a protein of 149 amino acids. Gene Ontology annotation, cellular component: nucleus. Gene Ontology annotation, biological process: positive regulation of DNA-templated transcription. The record is from RefSeq and is a predicted model, not a curated record. The transcript has 4 exons.